GACCCGUUUUAAAAAUAGGAUGAGGGUUCGCUGAGCUUCACAAUAUCUCCAAUUUCUCGUCCUCUUUGUUCGCAUUUGCGAGCGAAGAAAUUUUCCAUUUCUAUUUUUUUCUGUGGAUCCAAGGCCUGAAACUUCCUCUCUUUUUUCUUCGUUUGAAUCCAGAAUCCUUUCUUUGUUACCCAUUAUUCUCUGAAAAUGUCACCUGCCGAGUCUUCUCGUGAGGAGAAUGUGUACAUGGCAAAGCUCGCCGAACAGGCUGAGCGUUAUGAGGAGAUGGUUGAAUUCAUGGAAAAUGUUGCGAAAACAGUAGAUGUUGAGGAGCUCACUGUCGAAGAGAGGAACCUCCUAUCUGUUGCGUACAAAAAUGUCAUAGGAGCACGUAGGGCCUCAUGGAGAAUUAUUUCUUCGAUCGAACAAAAGGAAGAGAGUCGUGGAAAUGAGGACCAUGUUGCCAUCAUUAAGGAGUACAGGGGAAAGAUUGAAUCUGAGCUUAGCAAGAUCUGUGAUGGCAUAUUGCGUCUCCUCGAUUCUCAUCUCAUUCCUUCCUCGACUGCUGCUGAAUCUAAGGUGUUUUAUCUUAAGAUGAAGGGGGACUAUCACAGGUAUCUUGCUGAGUUUAAGACGGGGGCAGAGAGGAAGGAGGCAGCUGAGAGCACUUUGGUGGCUUACAAAUCUGCUCAGGAUAUUGCUCUUGCAGAACUCACUCCUACCCAUCCUAUAAGAUUGGGCCUUGCUCUUAACUUUUCGGUGUUCUACUAUGAGAUUUUGAAUUCACCGGAUCGGGCAUGCAACUUGGCCAAACAGGCUUUUGAUGAGGCCAUCUCAGAGCUGGACACUUUGGGCGAGGAGUCUUACAAAGACAGCACCCUUAUCAUGCAGCUUCUCAGGGACAACUUGACCUUGUGGACCUCAGAUUUGCAGGACCAGGAGGAUGGAGGGGACGAGAUCAAGGAGGCCUCAACAAAGCGUGAAUCAGGAGACGGCCAGUAAUGAAAAUACCGUCUUUCAAAACUUUGGUUUGGAUUCAGAAUGUCGAGUCUGUAUUCUCUUUUGUUAUAAAGUCUUAGCUUGAGUCUCUUUGCUGCUUGGUCCUAGUUUCACUCGGUAUCAUUUAUUAGAUAAAUUGUGACACUCUUGAACGCAUCUUGUAAUGGUGGGUUCGCUUAGUUUGGCUUUUGACAUAGCGUGCUUUAUCUCAUUCUUCUCUUUUAUGCCUCAUCUUCCACAUAUGUGACAGUUGAGUAAUUAUGAUUAAUUUGAGAGGAAGUAUGUUUGAAAAUU
Molecule: messenger RNA, 1281 nt
Organism: Amborella trichopoda
Lineage: Eukaryota; Viridiplantae; Streptophyta; Magnoliopsida; Amborellales; Amborellaceae
Product: 14-3-3-like protein
Source: RefSeq, a predicted model, not a curated record